GAGUUUUACGCUCAACUCGAAACUGAGACCGAAAUCAGACAAAUUGUGUUCAUUGAGAAGAGGGCUCAACUCAUAACCCUUUCCGCUGAUAGUUCUCUGCAUUUAUGGGAAAUCAAUACCAAAACCAAUGAGAAUGAAGCCAAGAGUGGAGUCUUGGAGUGCGUGAAGACAUGCGAUUACUUCCGGAACGAGGCCUCGAAGGAAGGCUCAAUCAAACAAAUCACAACCAUUUCUGUCAAUUCAAACUCUGAUGUAUUACUGGUUGGCACUCAGAACGGAAACACAUAUCUUCUCGAUUUGGAGACAUUUGACUUAAACGAUCAAGUCAUAUACCAAGCCGUUGUCCUCCAGAACAUUCCCGACGAUUAUAAGUUCAAUCCGGGAUCAGUUGAAGUGAUUGCUGAGCAGCCCCUAAACCCCAAUAAGUUUCUCAUUGGAUAUAAUCGCGGUCUUUUGGUUCUAUGGGAUAACCAAACCCUAACCGCUGAUAACUAUUUUUUCGCAAAUCAGCAAUUGGAAUCCGUGCACUGGUUGUCAAAUGGACAGCAGUUUAUCAGUGCCCACAACGACGGCAGUUAUAUUGUGUGGAAAGCAACGGAUAGUUUACAUACGGCAGAGCAGCCUAAGACACCUUACGGACCCUUUCCCUGCAAAAGCAUCAGUAAAAUUAUUUGGAAAACUGUGCAAAACAGCGAUGAUUUCAUAAUAUUCAGCGGAGGAAUGCCUCGCGCUUCAUAUAAUGAUAAGCACACAGUUUCCAUAAUACAAGGAACUCCUGAAAGUGGUAAACAUCAUGUCCUCGACUUUACCUCCAAAGUCAUCGACUUCCUAGUGAUUGGUCCGCAAAAUAAUACAAAAGAUUUCGAUAAUCCCACGACUCUUAUAGUACUGGUCGAUGAAGAGAUAGUUUUGAUUGAUUUAACUCAUCCGGAAUGGCUUCAGCAUAGACUCCCGUAUCUGUCAAGUGUCCACUCGUCUGCUAUAACCUGUUGUCAGCACUACAGCAGUGUUUCGGAUCAGAUCUAUAAGAAGAUCGUUGAGGCGGGAAGAGUACAGAACACCGGGAAGUUUACUUCAAAGGAAUGGCCCAUAAAUGGCGGUCAAAGUGCGUCCAAAAGUGUGAAUACAGGUCGCGACCUACUGGUGACCGGUCACGAAGAUGGCAGCGUUCGCUUUUGGGACUCGAGUUCUGUUUCGUUGCAACACUUGUAUACUCUGAUGACAAACAAACUCUUCCUUUUGAGUGAUGACGACAUAGCACUCAUCGACAGCGACGACACGGCUCUCAAUGAGACCAAUGCGGAGGACGAGUGGCCGCCCUUCAGAAAAGUGGGCACUUUUGACCCCUACAGCGAUGACCCGAGAUUUGCCGUCAGGAAAAUAGCGCUCUGUGUGUACACGGGUUCGCUCAUCAUUGCCGGCACUGCCGGUCAAGUGAUUGUGUAUGAGUUGAAGGAAGAGGCCACUGAAAAACCAUUGACCAGUAAUCAGUUGAGUAUUGUUGGCGAUAAGGAUGGCUUUGUAUGGAAAGGACACUCGCAGCUGACCCCUAAAAAUGGUAACAUUAAGUUUGAUUGGGGUUAUCAGCCGUCAAGUAUAGUGCAACUCCAACCGCCCGCCUCUGUCACUGCUCUGGCACUCUAUGCCGAAUGGGGUCUCUUAGCCGCCGGUACAGCGCAUGGGUUUGCCAUCUUUGACUAUCUCUACCGCAAAGUUGUGUCCACCAAAACCACUCUAAACCCCAACGAUCUGACCGCUGUCUCGGGAGGCGAUGCUCUCAUUUCAAGGCGAAAAUCAUUCAAAAAGAGUUUACGCGAAUCGUUCAGACGUUUAAGAAAAGGUCGUUCACAGAGAGGCGACAAAAGAGCCGGUUCUCCGACAUCAACGCCUGCCUCGUCCUCAUCGCCAUCAAAGUCCAUAGAAGAGGGCCGCAAAUCACCCAAAACUGAAGUGAUUCAGAUUGAGACCAAACCUGUCGAGAGACAAAUCGAGGCGCGAUCUGCUGAAGACUCGAUGGGAUCAAUGGUUCGCUGUUUGUAUUUCUCGAAUGCAUUUAUUGUCAACAACUCGACUCAAACUCCGACUCUCUGGGCGGCCACUAAUGCCGGCAAUGUAUUCAUAUAUACAAUGGUAUUGCCGUCCGAUGACAAGAGAGCGUCUGAAGACGUGAGCUCUCAAUUGGCUAAAGAAAUACAUCUGAAACACAGAGCGCCUAUCGUUGCCAUUCAGAUAAUUGACGGAAACGGUGUUCCACUGCCCGACUCCUAUGAAGUACAGAAAGGAGUGGCAAAGAUUCCCACUUCUAGUGGACAUCGAGUGCUGAUCUGUUCGGAAGAGCAGUUCAAACUCUUCAAUCUCCCAAAUCUCAAACCUCUUCAUAAGUUCAAACUGACCGCACAUGAAGGCGCCAGAGCUCGGCGUAUAGCCAACGCUCAGUUCACCAGCAAAGCCAAUGACAGUCACAUGGAAUACCAUGUGUUGUGUCUCUCAAAUCAGGGCGAUGUCAGUGUCCUAUCGAUUCCCGAAUUAAAGCGUCAAAUGCAGACUCAAUGCACGAAACGGGAAGACAUUAACGGAAUUUCAAGUUUAGUGUUCACUCGUAACGGAGAGGGCUUUUACUUGCAUUCUUCGAGCGAAUUCAGACGGUUCUCACUAUCGGCCCGACAUAUAGUUGAGCCCAUUUGCACCGUUGACUUACCCGAAGGUUCCCGACCCGUGAAGCCUACCCAACAAAGACCUCCAAUCGCCGCCGCGUCUGUCAUAGAAGAGCCCAUCGCUGAGGAGAAAGAGGAGGAGAAGACUACUGAAGACAUUAAUGAACGGGAGAUCACAGGAGAGCCACUCCAUGAAGAUAAAGUAGCGCCAAAUGAUUGCGCGGAUGAGUCGACGCCCACCAGUGGCCAUGAGGUGAAGAAGAAUCCAUCGCCAAUUCCUAACGAAUCGCUUCCAAUCAUUAACUCACACGAAGGCAUGUCCUCAUAG
Molecule: messenger RNA, 2982 nt
Organism: Oppiella nova
Lineage: Eukaryota; Metazoa; Arthropoda; Arachnida; Sarcoptiformes; Oppiidae
Source: the annotation of a GenBank genome assembly